AUGACGGCUACCAAGAUCGAUGGCACCCAGAUUGCCAAGAAUAUCCGCGAGGGACUGAAAACUGAGAUCCAGAAGAUUCAGGAAACCAACCCCAGAUUCAAGCCUAGUCUGGUUAUCUUCCAGGUGGGCAGCCGCUCCGAUUCAAGCACUUAUGUGCGCAUGAAGUUGAAGGCUGCUGAGGAGACGAACAUCCUCUGCAAGAUCAUCAAUUUCCCCGAAUCCGUCACACAGCCCGAGGUUCUGCAAGAGAUCACUAAGGCCAACAAUGACCCCUCGGUACACGGCAUCCUGGUUCAGCUACCGCUCCCCAAGCACCUGUCCGAGCACACUAUUACCUCUGCUGUCGCGGACGAGAAGGAUGUCGACGGAUUCGGUGCGAUCAACAUUGGAGAAUUGGCUAAGCGAGGUGGCCGGCCUCUUUUCCUGCCUUGCACCCCCAAGGCUGUCAUGAAGCUUCUGCAGGAGAGCGGCGUCGACCCUGCCGGCAAGGAAGCUGUGGUUCUUGGCCGCAGUGACAUCGUUGGCAGCCCCGUCAGCUAUUUGCUCAAGAACGCCGACGCAACUGUCACCCUGUGCCACUCAAAGACCCCCGACAUCGCCAGACUUGUGAAAAACGCCGACAUCGUCGUUGCCGCCAUUGGACAGACCGAGUUUGUCAAGGGAGAGUGGCUGAAGCCUGGCGCUGUCGUCAUUGAUGUUGGUAUCAACUACAAGGCCGAUGCUACUCGCAAAUCCGGCCAACGACUUGUUGGAGAUGUCGAUUUCGAGUCUGCUGUCCAGGUUGCCUCUCAGAUUACCCCGGUUCCUGGUGGUGUUGGCCCCAUGACGGUGGCCAUGCUGCUGGAGAACGUGGUUACCGGGGCCAAAGCCUACUUCGAAAAGCAGAAGGAUCGCCACAUUACUCCCCUCCCAAUCAAGUUGACCAGCCCUGUCCCCUCUGACAUCGCUAUUUCCCGCGCGCAAUACCCCAAACAAAUCACCCAGCUCGCCUCAGAGAUCGGUAUCGCUCCCCAUGAGCUCGAGCCCUAUGGCCACACUAAGGCCAAGGUCAACCUGUCCGUUCUCGACCGCUUGUCUCACCGUCGCGAUGGUCGGUACAUCUUGGUUUGCGGUAUUACUCCUACUCCCCUGGGUGAGGGUAAGUCUACCACCACCCUUGGUCUGUCCCAGGCUCUCGGUGCCCACUUGAACCGCAUGGUGUUCGCCAACGUGCGGCAGCCUAGCCAGGGCCCUACAUUCGGUAUCAAGGGCGGAGCUGCCGGUGGAGGAUACAGCCAGGUUAUUCCGAUGGACGAAUUCAACCUGCACUUGACUGGCGAUAUCCACGCCAUCACUGCCGCCAACAACCUUCUGGCGGCCGCCAUCGAAACUCGCAUGUUUCACGAGGCCACUCAGAAGGAUGGCGCCCUCUACAAGCGCCUGGUUCCUGCCAGGAAGGGCAAGCGUGAGUUUCAACCCAUCAUGUAUCGCCGACUCAAGAAGCUGGGCAUUACCAAGACCAACCCGGACGAGCUCACGGAGGAGGAAGUCCACCGAUUUGCUCGCCUUGACAUCGACCCUGAGACCAUCACAUGGCGCCGUGUUCUUGAUGUCAACGACCGUCAUCUGCGUGGAAUCACCAUCGGGCAGGCUCCCACUGAGCGUGGUUAUACGCGUGAGACUGGUUUCGACAUUUCUGUCGCCAGCGAAUGUAUGGCGAUCCUUGCGCUGAGCAACAGCCUCGAAGAUAUGCGUGAAAGACUGGGACGCAUGGUCGUUGCCACCUCCCGCAACGGUGACCCUGUCACUUGCGACGAUAUCGGUGCGGGCGGAGCUCUCGCGGCCCUCAUGAAGGAUGCCAUCAAGCCCAACCUCAUGCAGAGUCUGGAGGGUACUCCAGUUUUGGUCCACGCCGGCCCCUUCGCUAACAUCAGCAUUGGCGCCAGCUCGGUCAUUGCCGACAAGUUGGCCUUGAAGCUCGCGGGUACAGAGCCGGAUGAGGACCACGACGCCCAUACCGGCUUCGUUGUCACCGAGGCCGGCUUUGACUUCACUAUGGGCGGAGAGCGUUUCUUCAACAUCAAGUGCCGUUCGUCCGGCUUGUCUCCCGACACUGUGGUCAUUGUGGCUACUGUCCGUGCCCUGAAGGUGCAUGGUGGCGGCCCUGAGAUCACCCCUGGUGCUGCUCUGCCUGAAGUGUACCGCACCGAGAACGUCGACAUCUUGCGCAAGGGUUGUAUCAACUUGAAGAAGCACAUUGAGAACGCCCGCCAGUACGGUGUACCCGUCGUGGUGGCGAUCAACCGCUUCGAGACCGACACCGAGGCUGAGAUUGCCGUCAUUCGCGAGGAGGCCCUUGCGGCGGGCGCGGAGGACGCAGUCCCCGCCAACCACUGGGCUGAGGGCGGAGCCGGUGCGGUGGACCUGGCCAAGAGUGUCCUUGCCGCUAGCUCCAAGCCCAAGGACUUCAAGCUCCUGUACGAUCUGGACGGCACCAUCCAGGAGCGGAUCGAGCGGAUCGGUAAGGCGAUGUACGGCGCGGAGAAGGUCGAGUUCAGCGAGCUGGCCCAAAAGAAGGUCGAUACGUACACCGCGCAAGGAUUUGGCAAUCUCCCGAUCUGCAUUGCGAAGACGCAGUACUCGCUCAGUCACGACCCGGCCCUCAAGGGUGCUCCGACCGGCUUCACUGUCCCCAUCCGUGACGUUCGAUUGGCGGUCGGUGGUGGAUAUCUGUAUGCCCUUGCAGCAGACAUCCAGACCAUUCCGGGUCUGCCGACUGCCCCCGGUUACUUGAAUGUGGAUAUUGAUCCCGAGACUGGAGAGAUCGAUGGCCUCUUCUAG
Molecule: messenger RNA, 2820 nt
Organism: Aspergillus homomorphus CBS 101889
Lineage: Eukaryota; Fungi; Ascomycota; Eurotiomycetes; Eurotiales; Aspergillaceae
Product: C-1-tetrahydrofolate synthase
Exons: 5
Coding region: 1-2820 (939 amino acids)
Biological process (GO): tetrahydrofolate interconversion
Cellular component (GO): cytosol
Molecular function (GO): ATP binding; methylenetetrahydrofolate dehydrogenase (NADP+) activity; methenyltetrahydrofolate cyclohydrolase activity
Source: RefSeq, a predicted model, not a curated record